GGAGGGGGGGGGCGUGUUGUAGGACGGUGGAUGCGGGAUUGUUGGGUGCCAAGGGGGUUCCGUCGGUAGCGUGUUCACGCCGAUAGAAAACUGCUCGUGUGUAAGAGAGUGCGUGCCAGGCUGUAGGGUUCUGUUUGUAGGAUUGCAGACAUUAGUGGGGAUCGGUGUAGGAGUCUGGGUUCUUGGGUGUAGGGCAGCCCUGUAGGGUGCUUGCUUUGUUUUGGGUUCUGCGUGUAGGGUGCUUUGCUGUAAGAGUUCCCGUGGGCACGGUUUAAACUUUCGAGGGUCACCUAAAAAUAGGGGCGCGCAGAUUAUAGCAGGGUGCUGGUGUGUAGGCUCAUCGGGCAUAAAAAAGGGCUAUUAUGUGCCUGUGGAAAAAAAAGGUUACCCGGGCAUAGAAUGUGCCCUCAGUGCUGGUGUCUGAGUGACAGGCGCAUGCUAUUGAGUUCUGGGUGUUGAGUAUGGAAGGGAUCGGGCAUAAAGAGGCGUCGAGUGCUUGCGUUAUAGGGUCCCGAGUGUUUGCUGCCCGGUGCACAUUAUAGGAUGCUUGUUGUAGGAGGUCAAGCGUAGGGGUGCAAGGGGGGUGGGUGUGUGUGUGUGUUGUGUUCUACACACCGAGUGUUGGGCGCUUGCACGUGCAGCGAUGUCGUUGGGAGAGAGGAUCGAUGCUGCUGCUGCUGCCGCCGCCGCCGCCGCUGCUGCGCUCAACGGAAGCGAGCGCGCGUCCGCUCGGACCCCGGGAAGCAACCGGAGCAAGGAGUACUACUGGGACUUUGAGUACUACGACUAUGAGCCCAUCUCGUUCGAGGGACUGCGCGCUCACCGCUACUCCAUCGUCAUCGGAUUCUGGGUCGGCAUCGCCUCGUUUGUCCUCUUCAUGUUCUUCAUCCUCGUCAUGCUGGUGCGGUCCGGGACGACAGAUGACCGGCGUCGUUGCAGCUCUCGGGGACCGAGCGUGCGGCGGAGAGCGCACGUCCUGCCGCGGAGUCCCAAGGCCGGUGAAAUGAGCUCCGUGAUCGAGCCGGGUUUCGGCAACAGGCGGGACGACGACGACGACGCUGAUGAGGAGGAGGAGGAGGAGGAGACGGCGGCGAUGACAUGCAUGCACCGCGAGCUGAGGCCCGGCCGCGCCGCGCUCCUCCACGCCGAGCAGGAGGGCCCUGCUGCCAUCGCCAUGGCCACCACCAACACCGCCGCCGCCGCCACCGCCACCUCCAUCCUCUACCACUCGGACAGCUUCGACAUCCCCAACCUGAUCUCCGAGUCGCGGGUGGACGCCGCAUCGGUGACGGCCGACGUGAGGCCCUCCCUGUCGGAUUAGCGGCGACUGACGCCGUAUAUGUCAAUGCCUACUGUGUAGGUGUCAGCAGUUGUCCGCCCUGCGCCCCCACAUGAUGCCAGUGGUGCACUCGAAUCUGCUGGUUCGACUUUAUGGCUCAGACACGUCGGCGUCGUGAACGGCGAGUGCCAACUAUCGCCGUGUGGCCACGUCAGACGGACGGUGCGAGAAUGACGCAGCCCACGCAGUGAGCCGCGUCGGGGUCGGCACGUCGAGUGAGAGAUCAAGCGGUGACUGGAAGCGGUCCAGCUGGCCGUGCGAGAUCGAGAUGGCAGCCCCUCUGCUGCGGAGGCAUCGACUGCUGCGAGUGGUGUGGACGCUAUAGGAGCCUCUGUCGGUCGAGCAGAAUAGUAAGCGGUCGUAGGUUAGACCUGUGAUUUGUAUUUGUUGCGCAUGCUACCCGCUGUGUUGUUCGCUCUUCUGGUGACAAUAAUGCCAAUUCAGGAACUGAAUUGGAGCGAAAAACGAUGCACAUGAUGCCAAACAAUAAAUGGUACAAAGUCAUAAGCGCAUCGGGGAGCUGCUAUACAGAUACCAUUACGAUUGCGCUUGACCGACAAAGGAUCGGAGUGCCCAGCUGGUUGUGCGAUUUGGCGUUGUGUUGUCAGACGAGGUCCGUUUGGAGCUGUGGAAGAGCAGUGGCGACUCCGCGUGUCUGAGAGUGGCUCCUUGGAAGCAGAUUUCACAGAACUUCUUCUGAGAUCCCUUCAAAGCGGCUUUUUUUUAGCCACAAAUUAGGGGCACUGCACUUUUCUGCAUGCCCUGCCCCGGGGAAUGUUUGUCUCAUGGCAGUCAAACCAAAUAAUUUGAACUCAAUACUGCUGCUCUGUAGGCAAAUUAACAAGGAGCCCUAAAUUAACGUGAUGUGUCCUGUGCAAUCAGUGCUGUAGGGAUGAGGCCGUCAACACACACUGGGCUUGAGGACCCGGUUGAAUCACAGGUGGUUGAUACAUAUAUUGAUAGAGAUUAUACAUCAUCAUGGGACCUCCUUUGCCAGUACCAAAAUAUGAGAAUAGGUUUUCCCCUUUUACCUGGCAACAAAACAGGUGUUAAGAUUUUUGAUUUAAAGCUUUCGUGACUGC
This is a messenger RNA of Petromyzon marinus (sea lamprey), 2421 nucleotides long. It is a transcript of the gene MRAP2, whose product is annotated as melanocortin 2 receptor accessory protein 2. NCBI's taxonomy places the organism in Eukaryota, Metazoa, Chordata, Hyperoartia, Petromyzontiformes, Petromyzontidae. The record is from RefSeq and is a predicted model, not a curated record. Gene Ontology annotation, cellular component: plasma membrane; endoplasmic reticulum. Gene Ontology annotation, molecular function: corticotropin hormone receptor binding; type 3 melanocortin receptor binding; type 5 melanocortin receptor binding. Gene Ontology annotation, biological process: regulation of adenylate cyclase-activating G protein-coupled receptor signaling pathway; protein localization to plasma membrane.